Messenger RNA from Closterium sp. NIES-65, 651 nucleotides. The record is from the annotation of a GenBank genome assembly. NCBI's taxonomy places the organism in Eukaryota, Viridiplantae, Streptophyta, Zygnematophyceae, Desmidiales, Closteriaceae.
AUGGGCGAGAGACACGAUGCAGUCAACACUCGUGACGGCGGGCCAUCCCACGGCGUCAUGAUCAUGGGCGGGUCAUCAGCCCGUGCACUGGGGGUGGGACGGGGAGCGGAAGCGAGAGACGCUUUCGUGAAGGCGAGGGACGAGGAGCUGUGGCACGUGGCGGCUGGGUCGCUGGCCAUGGUGCCUGCUGUGGGGUCGCUCGCUGUGUACUUCCCUCAGGGGCACAUCGAGCAGCAAGUGCUGCUCCAACAGAGGGCACAAGGCCGGGCGUUGCACGGUGAGGCGCUGGAGGAUUUGAGUGUGCACCUCGCAGCUCUUCCUGCCGACACGCCCCUCCCUCCCAGCCACAUCUUCUGCCGCGUCACUGCCGCCACCCUACAGGCCCAUCCAGACACCGACAGCGUGUGCGCCGCCUUGCAGAUCCACCCCAUAGACGAGGUGAAUAUCUCGCCCCUUUCCUACCUCGUCAACUUUAACUCACAUUCCCUCUUCCACUCUUUCUUCUGUUCUCUCUCCCCCAGUCUGAAGCGGCUACCUCUCAAGCAGCCAUCACAGCCGGAGCACAGGAAGCAGCAGCAGCAGCAGCAGCAGCAGGGGGGAGGAGAGCAGACGGUGGUGGGGAGGAGGGAGGUGCGAGUGCUGCAGGGCUGA